UCACAAAUACACACAUACAUAAUGGAUAAACAGGAUAAUCUACCUCUGCCUGUUACACAACAGCAACAACAACAACAACAGCAACAGCAGAUUGCUACUAGUAGUAGUGCUACCAAUGUACCAAUAACUCAAUCAACUACCUCAACCUCGGCCUCAUCUACACCAGCACCAGCCUCAACAACGACAUCGACGUCGUCGCCAACUAUAGUAACAGAAACUUUGAUCAUUGGACCAUCCGCCACAAAGAAUGUUGGCGAUGGAAGUGAUGACGCCAAGAAGGAGGAAUCCAAGGAAGGCAAAACAAAUACUUCGACCACUACAACAACGACAUCAACAACGACAACAUCUACACCAGACGGAACUGGAUCCAAUCCAUUGUCACCAUCUUCAAUGCAACCUCAGAGUGCUGCGGUGCCUCCUGAUCCCGGGGUACUCAAACGAAAGGAGGAAGAGGAGAUGGCAGCAGCAGCCGCAACCGCAGCUGCAGUCGCAGCUGCAGAGCAGCUGGAGAAGCAAGCAGCAGCCAAUGCGGUGCCCGACACACAAGCGCCAAUGCCUCCGCCACUCCCUCAUCCUCAAUCACCCUCAAAGCAAACAAAGCCAGCUGAUGAUAACAACAACAAUAACAACAACACUGGGUCUUCAUCGACACAAUCUCAAUCCAAGUUCUCAUUCUUCAAGGCACUGGGCCUAAAGGGCAACACAUUGGAUGAGAAUGGCUUGUCGAAACUGCCACCACCAUCCAUCGAGGAUGGCCAUGUAUUCUUGCUCUACGGUGAUCUGACCAAGUUGGUAUGUGACGUCAAGAUGGUGCCAUGCGCACAGCACGUUCGCUACAGGUUCGGCCACUGCUCAUGGCUGAGCGAAGAGUGGAGCACAUUCCCCUUGGACGUCCGUAACACGGUCACACCAACCAUCCCACCCGACCUGUACCGCGCGAUGAAGUCUCGCGUCUACAAGGUCAAGGACUGGCCCACGCAAUACCCAAACAUCGCGCAGCCCUGGCUCACAACCGUGUCGCCACACUUCCGCAACAGCGAGAUUGACAGCGCCAAGUGGUUCGCGAGUGGCGCGCGCGACUUCUUCAACGAGGUAGGCAAGGACCUAAAGGAGUUCAAGCCGCCCAUCAAGAACGGCCGCUCCAAGUACCUGGUGGCGCUGCCCAUCUUGGGCACAGGUGGAGGUGGCGGCUCUAACAUUGCCGGUAUCAUCCUAUCGAUGCUUAUCCACGAGCUGUACGUGGCGUCGCGAGUGUGGAAGUACGAUGUGGUGCUGGUCACCAACGAGCUGUCAAUGUACACGGCGGCACGCAAUAAGCGUCGUGAACUGAUGAGUCAGGACAACAGCUACUCCUUCCUCUACAACAACCUAUUGGGCAAACAGAUGCUGGACAAGGCCAAUCACCUGUCAAAGAUGCUGGAGAGUGGCAAGUUGGCCAUCUUCUUGGGCGCAGGCUGCAGUCGCUCGGCUGGCCUGCCCACAUGGACCGGUCUGCUCAAGAUGCUAGGCGAGAAGCUGGGCAUGACACAGGAGGAGAUGAACUCGAUGGACCAACUACAUUACUUGGAUCGUGCAACAGUAUUGGAGAACAGAUGGAAGAAGAUACUCAAAAAGUACAGCCCCAGCGCCAAAGAGGACAAGCCUGGCGUGGAGGCUGGUGCCAUCGUGGGCGACAUUGAGCUCAAGUCCACCCGGAUCUUUGAGCUGCACCAGAACAUCUACAAGGAGAUCAAUGUGCCCAUGCAGGAGGAGAUCGCCAACUUGAUGAAGCUGUCGCACAGCGGCCUGCCGCACUUCUUGCUGGCAUCGACGCCAGCCACCGAGAUCAUCACCACCAACUAUGACAAGUGCUUUGAGAUCGCAUCAGAGUCGGUCAACAUACCAUGUGCCGUGCUGCCCUACGACCCCCUGCACGACAAUAAGAAGCGAUGGAUAUUGAAGCUGCAUGGAUGUGUGUCCAAGCCCGACGACAUUGUCAUCACGCGAGAGGACUACAUCAGAUAUGGAGACAAACGUGAAGCAUUGUCUGGCAUCCUACAAUCAUCAUUGAUCACCAAGCACAUAUUAUUCGUUGGCUUCAGUCUGGUCGAUGACAACUUCUUCCAAGUGAUGUCCGCCGUCAAAAGAAUGACCGUAAGUCAAUCACACGAUGCCAUUAACACCGUCCAAGAUACUAACAUGGAAUUAUCCCAAUCAAUCACAGUGAUGAAUGAGUUGUGGGGACAACAAAUAGAGUUCUUAUGCUUUGAUCCUAAUAAUACUGGAGACAUUGGAAAGUGUGCAAGGGUACAGGAGAUAUUCUUGGAGUAUUUGUCAUCGAUAGCAAUCAACAACACUGGACAUUUGAUGGAGAAGAGAUUCGACUGUCUACUCAAGGAGGGUGAGAGGAUGUUCCGUGACAGUUUGAUAACAUUCGUUGAUGGUCUACCCGAUGAAGCCAGAGACACCCAAGUGUUCAAGAAGUUCCAACAUUUCCUAGACGAAAUAGGAUAUUACUACAGUUCGCGUUACUAC
Messenger RNA from Acytostelium subglobosum LB1, 2514 nucleotides. RefSeq lists its product as hypothetical. The annotation marks the transcript as partial. The transcript is spliced from 3 exons. NCBI's taxonomy places the organism in Eukaryota, Evosea, Eumycetozoa, Acytosteliales, Acytosteliaceae. The record is from RefSeq and is a predicted model, not a curated record.